Molecule: messenger RNA, 3226 nt
Organism: Tigriopus californicus
Lineage: Eukaryota; Metazoa; Arthropoda; Copepoda; Harpacticoida; Harpacticidae
Gene: LKRSDH
Product: alpha-aminoadipic semialdehyde synthase, mitochondrial-like
Exons: 11
Coding region: 338-3166 (942 amino acids)
Cellular component (GO): cytoplasm
Molecular function (GO): saccharopine dehydrogenase activity
Source: RefSeq, a predicted model, not a curated record
CAUGGACCCUUCCUUCAUCUCUCUUUCGCUCUUGCCAAACAGGUCCAUCUGUGCCCAAUUAACAAACACACAAAUUCCCCCUUGAGACUUUGCUGGACUCAGCCAGUCGACCAACCAACCCCGACCCGUCACACUCGCCCAACCAUCAUAUCAUCGAUCAGUAUUAUCGUUAUUAUUAUCAUUAUUAUUAUUAUCAUAACUACUACUAUCGUUAUUACCACCUCUACCACCACCACCAUCAUCAGAAGCAGCAGCAUCUCCGCUGUCAAUCUCAUUGGCCAUCAAUUCAUCAUCCUGGUCAAGGUACCUACCUACCUAUCUCUGAGCUACUGGAACCAUGCUUGGAAAAGGCGUGAAGACGCUCCUGCAGAGCUCUCGCCAGUCCCUGGUCCAUUCCUCACGGGGUCAUGCAUCGGCCUCGUCAGGCCUCAAAGUAAUGGCCAUUCGGAGGGAGGACCAAUCGGUGUGGGAGAGACGAGCUCCUUUGGCCCCGCAUCAUGUGCGGAAGCUCUACAAGGAGGGCGUGAAGGUCAUUGUCCAGCCUUCGAAUCGCAGAGCUUAUCCCACUCAGUCGUAUCGGAGCGCUGGAGCCGUGAUUCAAGAGGACAUCUCGGAGGCCAGCGUGGUGUUCGGCGUGAAACAAGUGCCUGUGGAUUCUCUCAUGUCCAACAAGACGUUCUGCUUCUUCUCGCACACAAUCAAAGCUCAACCGGACAACAUGGAUCUUUUGGACGCGUGCCUGGAUAAGAAUGUCAGGCUCGUGGACUAUGAGCGCAUGUGUGAUGAAACAGGACAACGAGUGGUGGCCUUUGGAAAGUUUGCCGGAAUUGCCGGAAUGAUCGACAUCUUGAACGGAUUAGGAUUGCGAAUGCUGGCCCUGGGCCAUCACACUCCUUUCAUGCACAUUGGUCCAGCACAUAAUUACCGAAAUUCUCACCACGCCAGACAGGGCAUUCGUGAUGCUGGCUACGAGAUUUCCCUUGGACUCAUGCCGGACUCCAUUGGUCCCAUGACGUUCGUUUUCACCGGAUCCGGCAACGUCUCCCAAGGAGCUCAAGAGAUCUUCCAACAACUCCCCCAUGAGUAUGUCCCUCCCAAUGUUCUGGCUCAAGUGGCCGAGAAAGGUGACAAGCGGAAGAUCUACGCAUGCGAGGUUCGUCGAUCAGACCAAUUUGAGAGGAAACACGGCGGGGGAUUCGACGCUCAGGAAUUUGACGAGUUCCCCGAGCGCUACAUUUCCAACUUCUCCAAGAAGUUCGCUCCUUAUGCCUCUUGCAUUGUGAACGGCAUCUAUUGGUCGCCUGAAACGCCCAGGUUGCUCACGAUCCCGGAUGCCAAGGCUCUAUUGACCCCCGUCAACUCAAAGAACUGGCUGGCGCAAAGCAAAGGCGCCCCUGCUCUGCCUCAUAGGCUCUUGGCGAUUUGCGACAUCUCAGCUGAUCCAGAUGGUUCGAUUGAGUUCAUGAAUGAGUGCACCACCAUCGACGAGCCCUUCUGUCUCUAUGACGCGGAUCGGAACAAGGAUAAAAAGACCUUCAAGGGCCCCGGGGUGCUCAUUUGCUCGAUUGACAAUAUGCCCACCCAAUUGCCCAGGGAGGCCACCGACUUCUUUGGCGACCUCCUCCUACCCCAUGUGAACGCCAUUUUGGGGAGCGACGCUACCCAGGAGUUUGGAGACCACGAGCAAAACAAGCUGGGCUCUAUCGUGUCCAACGCCGUGAUCACGUCCAACGGCAAGCUGACCAAGAACUUUGAGUACAUCCAAGAGCUGAGAGAGGCCAAUGAGCCCACUAUCAAGGGCGACUUCAGUGGUUGCGAUCGCAAGGUUCUAGUCCUGGGUGCUGGCUACGUCUCAGCUCCGGUCAUUGAGUACCUCACCCGGGACAAGUCCAUUGGGAUCACGGUGGCGUCGGACUUGAAGGCCGAGGCCAACAAGUUGGCCUCUCGGUUCGAGCGAACUGACCCCGUUCUGUUGAACAUUGAGGAAAGGCCGGACACCCUCAACGAUCUGAUUCAAGGGCAUGAUUGUGUGAUUUCCUUGCUUCCCUGGCCGUUGCACCCCAAAAUUGCGGAGAGCUGCAUCAGUCAAAAGCGCGACUUGGUCACUGCCAGCUAUUGCUCCGAUCAAAUGAGGUCGAUGCACGGUGCUUGUGAAGAGGCUGGUAUCACGGUCGUCAAUGAGGUUGGUGCCGAUCCCGGUAUCGACCAUUUCCUGGCAAUGCAAUGCUUUGAUGAGGUGGCCACUGCUGGUGGCAAGGUGGAGAAAUUCAUCUCAUACUGUGGAGGUUUGCCCGCCCCCGAGGUGUCGGACAACGCGUUGGGGUACAAGUUCUCUUGGAGCCCUCGAGGGGCAUUGAUGAAUAUGCUGGCAGGGGCCAAGUACUUGGAGAACGAUAAGGUGGUCACCGUUGAUCCCAAUGGCGGUCUUUUGGAUUCGGUCCGACCCAUGGACUUCCUCCCUGGUUUCAACUUGGAGGGCUAUCCCAAUCGCGAUUCGACCAUCUAUAAGAAGUUGUACGGCAUCUCGGAUGCCGACACCAUCAUUCGUGGCACGCUCAGAUACAAAGGCUACACGGACGCCGUCAAGGGUCUGGUUCGCUUGGGACUCCUCUCCCCCGAUCCUCAUCCGAGUCUCCAUGAACACGGCUCAGACAUCACUUGGAAGGAGCUCAUGUGUCAAUUGUUGAACAUGGAACAAGACGCCUUCUACGGAAACGUCUUAGAGGCCCUCAAUGAGCGUGUGGGCUCUGAGAAACGCACCAAUGCUUUGGUGGCUUUGGGAUUGACCUCCAAUGAGGAGGUGGAGAAACGAGGAUCCCCUUUGAACACGCUCAGCAACCAUUUGGCAGGCAUCUUGGCCUUUGGAGAAGGCGAAAGAGACAUGCUUCUCAUGAGACACGAGGUUCAAAUCCAAUGGCCGGACAAACGACGGGAAUUGCGUGGCAUCAACUUUGUGUCCUAUGGGUCGUCCGAUCCGGUCAACGGCUACUCGGCCAUGGCCAAGUGCGUGGGCUACCCAUGUGCCAUUGCCACCAAAAUGGUUCUGGACAAGGAGAUCCAGAAGCGUGGCAUGGUCCUGCCUUUCUCACAAGACAUCUACAAGCCAAUUCUCAUGCGAUUGGAAAGCGAAGGACUGAAGGCCACGGAAAAGAGCCAUUUCUUGUAAACCAUAUGCACUGAAAUUUUCCACACGUCAACUAUGUAAUAAAAACACGAUUCCAACUUA